Messenger RNA from Paraglomus brasilianum, 315 nucleotides. NCBI's taxonomy places the organism in Eukaryota, Fungi, Glomeromycota, Glomeromycetes, Paraglomerales, Paraglomeraceae. The record is from the annotation of a GenBank genome assembly.
GAGGAUGCUGUUCUGAUCGAUCGCCAUUUACGCGGCUUGAGAUGGCAUGACAUAUCGCUUGAAUUGGGUACCAGAUCUCCUCACGAUUGUGCUGCAAGAUGGUGCAAUGUCCUACGCCCUGGAAAUGAUGGCCCGUUUGGUCUAAUCGAACGUGCUAUGCUCAAAGAGCUAUAUGACACACACGGUGCCAGGUGGUCUAGAAUCGCCUCACUUCUUGGUCGGCAUCCUCGCAUGGUAAAAGACAUGUGGGAACAGAUGCAAAUGGAACAAGAAAGCAUUAAAACUCAAAUGGCAAUAGCACGGUUACUGCGCUGA